AUGGUGGCCAACGACUACCUAGCAUGGCAGCGCUACAUCCUCGCCCUUUCCACCGCAAUUAUGGUUUGUGGUCGUUCAAUCGCGAAUGGCACAACCCCACUAGCCUGUCAUUGCAUGCCACAAGACCCCUGCUGGCCUGAAGACCAUAUAUGGGCUCGAUUCAACAACACAGUAGAUGGCAGGUUAAUCGCGACAAUCCCAAUCGCCAGUGUCUGUCACAUCGACUCAUUCACCCUAUACGAACAAUCACAAUGCGCACAACUUCAGUCCAAUUGGGGUUUCGCAGCAACGCACUAUGAAAGCCCAUCAUCAGUAAUGGCCCCGAUCUUCACAAAUCUAAGCUGCAAUCCCUUCUCGUCAAAGACCUCGCCUUGCACGAUCGGUAACUACGUCCAGUACGCCGUCAACGCGACAGACGCCGCACACGUGCAGAAAACAAUUCAUUUCGCAGCUCGUCAUAACAUCCGCCUUGUCAUUCGCAAUACUGGACACGACCUACUUGGGAAGUCCACUGGGGCGGGAGGGCUAGCGAUCUGGCUGCAUUACAUGAAAGAUAUCUCGAUCGUUGACUACGACUCCUCAGAAUAUGCCGGCAAGGCGAUAAAAGUCGGAGCUGGGGUUCAAUCAUUUGAAGGUAGCGAUGCGGCUUAUAAGGCUGGACUUGUUAUCGUGGGAGGGAGCUGUACAACGAUCAGCCUGGCUGGGGGAUAUUCUCAAGGCGGCGGACAUAGCCAACUAGCGUCUUAUGUUGGACUCGCUGCUGAUCAGGUUCUGGAAUGGGAGGUUGUUCUCGCGAAUGGGGAUUUGGUAAUUGCGUCACCAUCGGACUAUCCAGAUCUGUAUUGGGCGCUGUCUGGCGGAGGUGGAGGGACUUACGGUGUUGUUGUGUCGAUGACAAGCAAGGCUUAUCCAGAACUGCCGACGGUGUCGGGAAACCUUUCAUUCUCAGAUACAGGUGUAUCGCGUGAUACAGUCUUUGAAGCGGUCGAGAUGUUUAUAUCCAUUCUCCCGUCAAUCGGGGACGCUGGGGGUGCGAGUGUUUGGUGGUUAACUAACACUACACUGGCGACGACGCCUACUACCAUUCCCGGUGGCACGGCGACACUUUUCAAUUCUCUAUUCAAUCCUUUGAUUACAUUUCUGGAACGGAACAACAUACAGCACAGAUUUUAUGUAAAUGAUUUCCCUACAUAUUACAACGCAUUUCAGACGAUGAGUCCACCAAACAACAUAACAGAUCAACUUCUUGGUGGUCGCCUGAUUCCAAGGUCUGUAGUCGAGCAAAGCCUGGCUAGUCUAAAGACCGAAUUCCGUAAUAUUGUCGAAAGAAAUGCCGGAUUUCUCAUUUCAGGAAUUAUGGUUAACUCGUCUCGAGUUUCAUAUCCCGACAACAGUGUUAACCCAGCCUGGCGACAUGCGCUGAUGGAUGUUGUAAUCGGAGGUGCGUUUGACUAUGCUGACUGGGACAGCAAUGUCGCUCGACAGGCUGUUAUUACGGACAUUAUUAUGCCUCCGCUAGAAGAAUUAACACCCGGAAGUGGCGCAUAUUUGAAUGAAGCCGAUCCAAAUCAAAAAGAUUGGCAACAGGCGUUUUAUGGGGAUAACUAUGACAGUUUGCUUGAAAUAAAGAGAAGGUAUGAUCCGGACAACAGGUUCUACUCUUUUAAGGGUGUGGGUAUUAUCGGAGUGGAUGAUACUACAGAGGAAUUAUAA
Messenger RNA from Penicillium griseofulvum, 1713 nucleotides. Its product is annotated as FAD-dependent oxidoreductase. Lineage: Eukaryota; Fungi; Ascomycota; Eurotiomycetes; Eurotiales; Aspergillaceae. The record is from RefSeq and is a predicted model, not a curated record. Bases 1 to 1713 code for a protein of 570 amino acids. Gene Ontology annotation, molecular function: FAD binding; oxidoreductase activity. The transcript has 4 exons.